This is a messenger RNA of Echinops telfairi (small Madagascar hedgehog), 2465 nucleotides long. RefSeq names its product chromogranin B (gene CHGB). NCBI's taxonomy places the organism in Eukaryota, Metazoa, Chordata, Mammalia, Afrosoricida, Tenrecidae. Bases 165 to 2159 code for a protein of 664 amino acids. The transcript is spliced from 5 exons. Gene Ontology annotation, cellular component: secretory granule. The record is from RefSeq and is a predicted model, not a curated record.
UACAGCCCCCACCUGCUCUUUAUAAGAGCGGGGUCUGCGCCAACCGCACCACACCACACCGCGGGGACCACGACACACGGCUAGCUUUCCGGAGCCUCUCCAUCUUGCUUCCCAUUCCGCCCUACCGGUGCGCCUCCACCUUCUCUCCGCGCCCGAGCCGGGCCAUGCAGCCGCCGGUGCUUCUCGGCCUCCUGGGAGCCGCGGUGCUGGCCGCUGUCAGUUCUAUGCCCGUGGAUAACAGGAACCACAAUGAAGAAAUGGUGACUCGCUGCAUCAUUGAGGUCCUCUCCAAUGCUCUGUUGAAGUCCAACGCUCCACCCAUCACCGCCGAGUGCCGCCAAGUCCUGAAGAAGAGUGAAAAAGAGGUCAAAGAUGAAGAAAAAAGUGAAAACGAAAACCAAAAAUUUGAAGUCAGAUUGUUAAGAGACUCAAGUGAUGCCUUCGAAGGCCACAGGCCCUCAAGCAGGGAGGAAGUGGGAAGCCCAGGGGAAGAAGGCUCCCAAGAGCCUGCAAAGGAAGGCCAAGAGAAAUGGGCCCAGGGAGGUGGACACAGCAGAGAAGAAGUGAGCGAGCCCCAAGGGAGUCUCUAUCCCGCUGCCAGUCAAGUCUCCAUAGAACCAAAGGCACACCAUUACAGGGAGAGCGAGCACGAUGGUAGGGAGGAAGAAGAAAGAGGAAAAGAUCAGAGAGGGGAGCUCGGGGGAGAGGCCAAGGCCAAGGAGAAACACCUUGAGGAGUCAGGCAAGACACAGAACGCCCUUCUCACCAAGAGAAACCCCGCGACGGUCAACAACAAAGAGGAGCUAACAGUCGCCCUUGACAAGCAGCCUGCAAGGCCAUCCGAGGAAGAGACCCACAGCCGGGAGGAGACCCACAGCCGAGAGCAGAGCAGUCCAGAGAGUGGAGAGGAGGUGGGAAGGGGCCAGGAGAAAGACCCCCACGAGGCGAAGAGCCCACCUGGGCGCCAGGAAGAAUCCGAGGAAGGCGAGGAAGACGCCGCCUUUGAGGAACCCGAACGACGCUGGAGGCCGAAGCACCACCCUCCCUCGGAGGGCUCGCAGCACCCACACGUGCACCUGGCACGGUUGGGGGAAAAGAGGGACCGCCAUUCCACCCGUUCCAGGGCGUCAGAAGAAGAACCCGAGUACAGGGAAGAAGUGGGGACUGGCCCUCGUGCCUGGGUUCCGGAGGACCUGGAAGGGGCAACGUUCGGGGGCAGAGGCAGCGAGGAGGAGCUGGCACCCAGGCCUCACGGGGAGGAGAGCCAGGAGGAGGACCAGAGAGCUCGGCUGGACGCCCAGCUGGACAACGGGCCCCGCAGAGGGAGGGAUGGAAGGGAAGAAGCAGGAGGCUAUGAAGCGGGAAAGAGGGCCCAUCACAGAGGCGGGGGCAGGGAGCCAAGUGCCUAUUCGGUUGUGGACACCAGAGAAGAGGCAAGGUCCUUGGGAGAAGGAUCCCGCCGCCGGGGGCAGGAAAGCCAGCUGCAGCCAGCAGGGAGACAUCCGCAGGGUGAAUGGAAUGAGCAGGGCCUGCCCGACUUCAGCUACGGUGAAGCAGGCCUCCCAGGCCAGUGGCAGCACCAGGAGGACCCGCAAGCCCCCAAAGAGAGCGGAGAAGAAGUCAGGCUUCCAGAUAAGCAAUCUGCACCCCACCAUGCUGCCGAAAAGAGGAAGCGACUGGGGGAGCUGUCCAAUCCCUACUACGACCCCACUCAGUGGAAGAGCAGCCGCUUUGAGAGAAAGGACAACACGGAUGACAAUUUUCUUGAGGGAGAAGAGGAAAACGGGCUGGCUUUGAACGAGAAAAAUGUCUUCCCAGAGUACAGCUAUGAUUGGUGGGAGAAAAAACCCUUUGCGGAGGAUGUGAACUGGGGAUACGAGAAGCGAAGGUUCCCCCGGCCUCCCAAGCCGGAUCUGAAAAGGCAGUAUGACAGAGUGGCUGAGCUGGACCAGCUUCUGCACUACAGGAAGAAGGCAGCCGAAUAUCCGGACUUCUACGAUUCCGAGGAGCCGCUGGGCACGCUGGAAGUGACAGAGAAUGAAAAGGACAACCGGAGAGUUCUGACCGAGGAAGAGGAAAGAGAACUGGAAAACUUGGCUGCAAUGGAUUUGGAACUGCAGAAAAUAGCUGAGAAGUUUAGUGGGAACCGAAGGGGCUGACGGUCGCUGGAGCAGAGGACAUUCUACGAAGAAGCCCUCACAUUAUUUUCUCCCACUUUACUGAAAGGACCCACUUCUUUACCCAGAGGCAGAGUCAAAUAUGCUAUUCAUGGCACAUUUGACACAACUGAAAAUGUCGUUAAUUUCUGCCAGAAUGCUGUUGAAAUGACUAGCAUGACUUGUAGCACAUACCUUCUUGCAAAGUAGACACAUUAACAUGCUUGUGACCAUGACUGUAAUACUGUCCUUGAGGGAACAAAAAUCCUCUCCGUUUAAAAUGAAAUAAAACAAAAAGAUUCACCCGCA